CGAGAGCAGUUCAUUUUCCGUUGCUAAAAAAAUCACAAGUUCCGGAUAAUGUUAAUAAAAUAUACAUCUUGGUGAGCAAAUUGGCAGUUGGGAACUUUGAAGCAAAAUGGGAUUGGCACUCAUGGCGCACAACCUUAUCAAUGUCUUUCUCCCCUUUACCGGAAUCAAUGGCGGUACCCUAAUUUCUUGCCCUUCUUCCCAAUUGGGUUUUCGGGGAAUUAAGCAUUCCGAUAAGCUUCCGGUUUAUUCAUCUUUCAGGGAGCUAUCUUCCAUGGUUUCUUGCAGAGCAGUUGGCUCAAAUGUAAACGAAGACACUGAUGAUAUGUUUGAUGAUCUCUUCGAAAAGCAUGGACAAGUGGUCUUUAGUAGAAAUGAUCAAAAGCCCUAUGGUGCUGAAAUUGACGAUGAUGCUGAGAGUUUAGCAUUUGCUGUGGCGAUGGCCAAGGUUGCAAAUGAGGUAAAGGCUGGGGAUAUUAAAGUGUUAUUCGUAAAACCUCUUGUAUACUGGACUCGGUUUUUCAUAAUUGCAACGGCAUUUUCUCGUCCUCAAAUUGACGCAAUUAGGACAAAAAUGGCAGAUCUUGCCGAAGAGAAAUUCGGGAAAAUUCCAAAUGGUGACUUAAAACCCAACUCUUGGACACUACUCGAUUUCGGUGAUGCUGUAGUCCACAUAUUUCUUCCCCCUCAGAGAGAAUUUUACAACUUGGAAGAAUUCUACGCUAAUGCCACGUCCAUUGACUUGCCAUUUGAGGAUGAAAAACCAUUUCGUCAAUGAAAAACACAUCUUAUUUUAUGGCAAACAUAUGACAGAUGAAAUCCUGAACCAUUUUGUGGCCUCCAAGGCUCCAACCCUGUCCAUGGAGUUUUUGACUCUAUGGUUCCACCAAGCAGCGAUAUGUGCUUAAUCUGGGCUCGGUCUCACUAUCAAUUUGUGCCUUAUUGGUGUUGUUUGAUCGAGGUGGAGAAAACUUAUGUGCAAUUAUCAGGUUCAGCCACAAUCACAUUGAGUGUUGUAAAAGUAGGGCCUCUAGGUUAUAAAAUUGUAGGUCUAUAGUUUAUCAGAUCAGGCCUUGAAGCCUCAUUUAAUUCAUAUAUGUAGAUUUAUCGUUUGUUUCUUAUGUAUGUUUAGCAAGGAUUUGGGAAUACAAACAUCAUCAGUCCAGAUUUUAGCUAAAGCACGGAAUGACAGCUAUAUUACGGUCUUACAGA
Molecule: messenger RNA, 1209 nt
Organism: Spinacia oleracea (spinach)
Lineage: Eukaryota; Viridiplantae; Streptophyta; Magnoliopsida; Caryophyllales; Amaranthaceae
Product: protein Iojap, chloroplastic
Exons: 5
Coding region: 107-775 (222 amino acids)
Biological process (GO): negative regulation of translation; negative regulation of ribosome biogenesis
Molecular function (GO): ribosomal large subunit binding
Source: RefSeq, a predicted model, not a curated record